AUGACUGAGUUCGAUGAGGCGCUUCAAAGAAUCCACAUGGAGAUCUCCAGUGAUGCUCGACCGGCUCAGACUCGAAAAGCCAUCCUAGAUGCGCUGGAGCCCUACACGCACGCGGAGGGCAAGAAGAAGAAGGAGUUGACUGCCGCCAUGAUCACCCGCGCCACCGGCCGCGCAGUCAACCGGUUCUUCUACCAGAUGAUGGACGCUAAAAUGCGCCAGAGCAACUUCUGGGACAAGCGCGUUAAAAACUGCGAGCAGCCCCGCCUAAGACCCCGAUGCGGAAGCGCUAAAGCGCCAGCAGCGGCACCUCAACCCACGGGGCGAGCGUGCGAAGAAGGCCCCCGAAAAACCUCGAAAGAUAUUGUUGUUGUA
This is a messenger RNA of Mesorhabditis spiculigera, 372 nucleotides long. Lineage: Eukaryota; Metazoa; Nematoda; Chromadorea; Rhabditida; Rhabditidae. The record is from the annotation of a GenBank genome assembly.